Molecule: messenger RNA, 456 nt
Organism: Nicotiana tabacum (common tobacco)
Lineage: Eukaryota; Viridiplantae; Streptophyta; Magnoliopsida; Solanales; Solanaceae
Source: RefSeq, a predicted model, not a curated record
AUGGCCUCCGCCUGCAUAUCAACUAAUUGUGUUAACGAAAUUGCCAGAGCACCAAUAAGACCAACAUACUUGAACCUGUAUAAAUGGCCAGAAUCUGACGCUGAGUUCAUAAAAUCAGUCGUCAGUUCAAGGAUAAACAACCAAUACAAUGGCAAUAUCAAGUGCAGUCAUCCCAGUAAUCCGACGGUGUUGGAUAGCAUUUCAUACAGACAAUUAUACUUAAGAAGCUAUCCGUUUUCAAAAGAAGAGAGCGUUUGUGAAAAAAUAGUACUGAAAUACUAUGGAAUAAAACGAAAAGCUCGUAAUACUGGUGAUAAUUCAAGUGGUGCCCAGAGUCGAAGUACUAGGGAAAAUAUAAAUGGAAUUAGAAAGGCUAAGGAGAUAUCAUGCGCUGCUUUGUAUUCCAUUUUUCGAAGGCUAUUAUCUUGCACAGUCAAGGUUGAUGUGGUUGAUUAA